Molecule: messenger RNA, 1970 nt
Organism: Cuscuta campestris
Lineage: Eukaryota; Viridiplantae; Streptophyta; Magnoliopsida; Solanales; Convolvulaceae
Source: the annotation of a GenBank genome assembly
AACUCCUUUGUCUCUCUCUCUCUCUCUCUCUCUCUCUCUCUCUCUCGUGUAAACUAUUGGCCAAAGAAGGAAGAAAACACAUUAAUACUCCAUAGUUGGUUCAAGGAAGAAGAAGAAGCAAGAAAUCAUCCAAAAUUUCCAAAUCUUGAGUUCAAAACGCAGCAGCAACUGCAAGGUAACAAGAAGAUAAUGAUGGAACCACUCCUGGAGGGCUUUGAGUCAGAUGCGAUGCAAGAAUGGCAGGCAAAUGUUUGAUCAUCAAGAUUUUAAAUGUGUCAUAAUUUGAUUAUUAUUGUACUUCCGCAUUACUCCGAAAAUAUUUUAAUUGGGUCGCGAUCCAGAGUCUGUAAAUUUAAUAUUUAUAAGUAAUUGUCAUUUUCAAAUGUCAAGCGAAAUUUUUAAUUAACCCUCGUUUCACCUUAAUUCGUGUAAUUCCGGGUUAUACAGAUUAGUGUGUUACAAUGACGACGAGGACGAGGACACCGAUUCCUAGACUCUUCUUAUUAUAUCAUUUCCUUUAAUAUGAUUAUAAUUAUGACCAGCAAGGGCCAAUGUACGAUGACCAGCUAGAUCCACGAAUUGAAGAAAUUCUAUGGACUGAGGAGAGAAUACGUAAUCUUGACCUAGCAUUAGCGGUGGAGUGUUCAUCAUUUCAACCACCCUAUUGUCGUGAUUACUCUCUGACUUGUGAAGAGCAAAUCGAAGCAAACAGAGAUGUAAUCCAGGCGAGAGAAAAAUUUCUCAAAACAGUCCAAGAAGAACGCCAACUGCUCCAAACCCAGAAAGAUAACGAACAACGCGAAUAUUGGGAGCAUAUGCAAAAGAUGCUGGAGGACUUUAAGAAGGCUAUGGAACAACAAGAAGAGAUGGAGGAAAUUGUUGUUCUAGAAGAGGAUGAAGAAUCUGAGACAAAAUCUGAAACUGAAUCCAACAAUGUCUCAAUUCUUGAAUACCCACAAACUCCAUCACCACUGUAUAUCGAAAACAAGAUAACACUUGCAGAAAUGAUUGCAAGAGGUACAGUGGUGAUGCUUCCUGAAAGCCCGAAAAGUCAAAUUGUACAAGAGGUGAAGCAUUCAGAGGGUCCUGUCUCGGAAUCGCCUUCACCCGCUGCACCAGAAAAGUUGGAGGAACAUGUCCUCCUUACAUGUGUUGAAGACACUUCUCUAGAGGAACCUGUUCUGGAGAAAUCUGAGCCCACCACCAACCCCCUUGAUGCUGAUGAGUCUGAACAAUCUAUAGACGAGGAACUACCCUGUGAUGUUGAAUCCAUCCCGUCUAUAGAAGUUUUUAAUGCUGAAGUCUCACUUGAGGAUUCGGACGAAGCCUUCUUUGACUUCCUACUUGACGGGUACGACCAUUACCCGAAGGAAAGUUAUAGUCAAAUGAGCUCGGACGAUCUCUUGAUGAGCGACACUGAAGACUCAGGGGAAGGACAUGCCGUAAUCAUCUAGCCAUCAACAAAAACCACCAUCAUCAAUGAUCAUCAUAUAAAAAAUAAAAAUAAAAAGAGGAAAGGAUAAGUUGAUAAAAGGGAAACAAAGGGAAGGAGACGCAAGUCUCCGAAUUGAGGAUUUGCAGCAGUCAUCCGCAGUCCGCACUAACUCUGCCCGGCGGCCGCCCCAGAGCCCGCCCCGGGAAUUUUCCUGCCUAUUUAAAGCGCGGCUCGGCGGAAGUUCAAUCAUCAAUAAUAAGCUCCAAUCCGGGUCUGUAAGGCCCGAAACCCAAUUUUUAGCUCCCUUCUCAGUUUUAUUUUAAUAUUUUAGUUUGGUUUUGUUCCGGUUGUCCCAAGUGGCUCCGACUCUACUCUCGGUUGUAAGUUUAUUUUUACAACUUUUAAUAAAAUGUUCUUUUAUUUUAUGCACUGUUAAUAUCUAGUAUGGGUUAGGACCCGGAUUAGGGUUCUGGCUAAAUUUGGGCAUAUACUCUGUAUGUUUAUUUAAUAGUUGGAAUAAUUGUUGUAGAAUUAU